Messenger RNA from Diaporthe batatas, 1671 nucleotides. RefSeq lists its product as uncharacterized. The record is from RefSeq and is a predicted model, not a curated record. The transcript has a single exon. The coding region runs from base 29 to 553 and encodes 174 amino acids. NCBI's taxonomy places the organism in Eukaryota, Fungi, Ascomycota, Sordariomycetes, Diaporthales, Diaporthaceae.
CGAGAACUUACCACCGUCGGCAGCCAAAAUGGCACCAACCAAGAGCGAAGAGGUUCCGAAGGCCGUAGAUUUCAACCAGUUCAUGAACAAGGCCAGCUUGGCCUUAUCCAACCACCGCGUCAGCUUAGGCCGCCACUUAAAAUCCCGUCCUUCGUCCUCAGAGCAUCACGCAACGGAGAAACCCAAGUCCUCCUUUUCGUCGCUCGCAAAUAAAGCCUCGCCCUACCCUGACCUGAAGAAAUCCCAGCUGCAGCGCAAGAAGUUCUCGCAACCACGUGCCAUGGUCAAAGAUGAAGACGAUUAUGAAGAGGCGCCUGACAACUCAGGCAUAGGACACGUGCCCACGAGCAAGGAGGCGGCGGGCGACGCCAGGGCGGCUGAGACGAGGGACCUGAAGGGAAAGCUGCUGGGAAAGAGAGCGAUGGAGCAGAGGGAGGAGGCGCGGAAGAAGAGGGCCAGAGCUAAGGAGAACAGCGGUGACGAGGAAGAGGGGAGGAGCACGGCCGUCGGCAGAGGAAAGAAGAAGAAGGGGAGAAGCGGGGGUUCUGAAUGAAAGUGGCACACUCGUGGUAUGGCCUGUCGAACUUCGAAAGUGUGCAGCUUCGUCAGUAUGAGGGUCACCGAGCCUCACGACGUCGAGAGAGCCUUCGUUUGAGUCGGGUGGGAACGCUUAAGCCUGUCGAUCAAAGCACCGGCCGACUGGUAAGACUCCAGACUCGGAUCGGCCGAAAGCAUGUUGGAGGAGCGGAUGGCCAGCCUUUCGAGUGCGGUUGCAACCAGCAACUCUUCGCUUGCCACCCGGCGACUACCCUUUGUCUAUCAUCUAUGGCAGCGAUGGACACUUGUUCUAUGAACCAAAGCCCCCGAGGCAGAGGGUUUUGGGUCCCGAAGGCAUGGCAUCAGUUGCCUUUCGAAACGGGCUGGGCACAAUGGUUUAAUUCCGAGAACAAGAACGGAUACCGGGCUGUCCUGCAUGCGGUAAACAUCUCCAGGCCGCGUCAAGCGCGAGCUUCGUUGUCACGAUGUCACCGGUAAAGCAGAUGGACACUGCAUGAGCAAAACACGUGCUCUCGAGUUUGGCCCAGUAAAACGGGGGUCCCUUUGAGACCGGAAUCCGACGCGCCAAACCAUCCGGAACCAACAGGACUAGAUGAGGGUUCGUCUUCGAUAUGUCAGUCAACAAGGAAGGCAUGGCAUCACGGCUAUGUCUUGGAGAUCCCGGUCAGUGCAUGCAACUGGUGAGCCUGUUGGGAACGGCUGAAAGAAGUGGUGGGGAAGUCUAUUGUCUUACCGGGAUUCUAAGGCUACCAACUCUCGAGAUGGAGCACCCCAUGGCACCCUACGCAGAAGCUCGGUCCACUGAAAGCGACCGUCAUGCGCCCUCAUGCCUUGUCACGCCGUAGCACCUGUCUUAUUUGACGUUCGCGGAAAUAUUGGGUCUUUGACUUGAUAUGAGCUCUAAGGUGAGAACUUUCUCUUCCUAGGAACAAAAGAUGCAUCUCGUAUUUUCUGGCCGGGGUGGGUUCUCUUGUCUUGUGGUUCAAUUUCGAAUCCCCCGAAACAUAAAACAUAUGUGGCGCCUUCAUAUAGUGGUAAACGCUUAAGACCCACCGUUUAGAAACAACAACACGUUAUUUAGUAUUCGGUCUGAGUUAAUGGGCAGGUAGCUUC